Molecule: messenger RNA, 510 nt
Organism: Lithohypha guttulata
Lineage: Eukaryota; Fungi; Ascomycota; Eurotiomycetes; Chaetothyriales; Trichomeriaceae
Exons: 2
Coding region: 1-510 (169 amino acids)
Biological process (GO): response to oxidative stress
Source: RefSeq, a predicted model, not a curated record
AUGUCCGUCCUUAGAACCCUCCGACCUCUAGCUCAAACAGCUACUCGAGCCUAUCUACCACGAACCACCGUCCUAAACAACACACGUCGAUUCCUCAACACCGACACCGCUCCAGUCCUAUACUCCGCCCAUGCCACUGUUAAAGGCGCCCGAACAGGCCACGUCGACGGCGACGACCUAAAAGUCGACCUCACCAUGGCCAAGGCCCUCGGUGGCCCCGGCGACAAAGGCAAGACAAACCCUGAAGAGCUCUUUGCCGCUGGGUACGGCGCGUGCUUCCAGAGUGCUAUGAACGCGAGUGCUGCGAGCUUGAAGGUACGGAUGCCGGAUAACCCGGAGGAUAGUGUGGUGAAGACUACGGUGCAUCUGGUUGGGGAUAUGAAGAAGCUUGAUAUGGGGUUGAGGGUGGAUAUGAAGGUGAGUGUGAAGGGGUUGAAUGAGAAGGAUCUGGCAAAGGUGAUUGAGAGGGCGAAGGAGGGCAACGAAGGGGAAUAUUACUACGAAUAUUGA